This is a messenger RNA of Drosophila hydei, 2129 nucleotides long. RefSeq names its product solute carrier family 52, riboflavin transporter, member 3-A. Gene Ontology annotation, molecular function: riboflavin transmembrane transporter activity. The transcript has 4 exons. Bases 687 to 2129 code for a protein of 480 amino acids. Gene Ontology annotation, biological process: riboflavin transport. Gene Ontology annotation, cellular component: plasma membrane. Lineage: Eukaryota; Metazoa; Arthropoda; Insecta; Diptera; Drosophilidae. The record is from RefSeq and is a predicted model, not a curated record.
UUAAUAUAAGGACUGUACGUCAAGUAUGUUGAACAACUUGCCAGUCGUUACAGUACGGCACAUACAUUAUACAAUUGUGACGUCAUAUUAAUAGUCAUACACUUGAGCAUUGAAUUGCGGUCACGCACAAUGCGCUACAUUCGCUUCUUUAACGACGGUUUAUUUUGAUCAGCUGUUUGUACGUCACUUUUGUCAUUUUUCAAAUUCUGUAUUUAUGGUGGGCACAUCAAAAUAUAAAUUCUAAUGGCCAACGGAGCUCUUUUAGCCCACACGCGUCCCUCCGAAGUAGCCACUAUCCGUAAAAUUAUUUAGUUUGUAUAAUUUUUACGCAUGACAAGUUGCAUAACUGUACAACUUCCAAUGUACUGCAGCUCCAGUCUCCAAAUCCCAACAACAAUCACAGGAAUUUGAAGGAAUCAGCAAAACAAAUAAUAGCAACAAUAUACCCAAUAGCGAAACUGGAUACAGAAGAAGAACGCUCUCGACUGCCAAUCACUUACACAUAUCUUUCUAAUUUCGUUCUGAUACUGAGAAGUCUGUCUACCCCAUUGCUACAGCCGUUCCAGUACGGAAUCUAAUGAAUCUGAUGUAGCAUACGCUGUGUAAUCUAAUCUCAACAUCGGAAUAUUGAUCGUAAAUUAAUUAGUGAAGCCCGCUAUAACUCUUGAGUAUUUUUACCCAGCGUUAUGACUGGAGCAAACAAUGUUACCCACUCCGCUGCAGUAUACUCGGUGCUCUCAACGCCUAACCACGCCGGAGCGGAUCGCAACGAUUUCGGCAGAUGCGCCACAGACGAGCCUAGUGAGCUAAGCGCGUUCUUCAAUUGGCGCUUCAUUAUUAAGAAGAUGGAGCCCAAGAGCGGUGGCUAUUUUAAGAAUCGCAAUGUGAUUGUCGAUCUGCUUGCCAUAUGUUUCGGCAUCGGUACCUGGCUGGGCGUUAACGGCACCUUUAUUCAGCUGCCGCUGCUGGUUAAUGAAGCACCCGAGGGCUGGAGUCUGCCAUCCUAUCUGAGCGUUAUGGUGCAGAUAGGCAAUCUCGGACCGCUCCUGUACACGGUGUAUCAAAAGUUCUCACCAAGGAAACUGAAUGAUGGCUGGACCAUACACGCAGUCCUGAUGAUCGGCACAAUGUCCUGCCUCUUCACCGCUUUUUUCUACAACCGAACGGCGAAGCUGGCAGGCAAUGAUCACAGCGUAGCGCUCUUCAUACUGACCAUCUUUACGGCACUCAACGCGUGCACCAGCUCAGUGCUCUUUAUGCCCUAUAUGGGCCGCUUCAAGGAGCAAUACAUAAUCACCUAUUUCAUUGGCGAGGGCCUCAGCGGUCUGCUGCCCAGUGUUACGGCUCUAGUGCAGGGCAUUGGAGGCAGUGGCAGCUGCGUGCUGGUCAAUGAGACCGAGUCGGGCGAGGAGAUCUAUCAGAAAGUAUCAGAUCCGCCCUUGUUCGACACUAAGGUAUUCUUUUUGAUAUUAUUCGCCUUGAUGGUGCUCAGUUACAUCGGCUACACGUUGCUUAAUCAUCUGCCACUGGCGAGGCGCGAGUAUGCCCAGGUGACCGUGAGCAAAGGCAACAAAUAUGAGUAUGGCCAGGACGAUAACCAGCCGCAGGUACAAAAGCUUAGCUCUUGCCAGUACGGUGGCUUGCUGUUGCUCAUAGGCACCAUUUCUCUGUUCAGCAAUGGAAUAUUCCCUAGCAUAAAGUCAUAUUCGAGUGCACCUUAUGGAACACGCGCCUAUCACCUGUCGGAGACGCUGAGUGCCAUUGCCAACCCGGUGGCCUGCUUUCUGGCCAUGUUCCUGUAUGUUACAUCUCUGCGCAUCAUCUAUGUGCUGUCGGCACUGGCUGCGCUACUCACCAGCUACGUAUUUACCACCGCGAUACUUAGUCCAUAUCCGCCUCUUUACGACGAGACUAUUGGCAUAGUGUUGGUGGUCACCGCAUGGACGUUGUUAAUCGGCGUGGUCAGCUACACCAAGCUGGGCAUCACAACUGUAAUGCGUGGCCAGGGCGGCCAAUCGUUGGUUUGGGUGGGCGCCAUCACUCAACUGGGCUCGGCCAUUGGUGCCCUCUCCAUAUUCUUCGCCAUCAACUACACGCACUUCUUUCAGGCCGCUCAGUCGGGUUGCUGA